Diprion similis is the source of this 1914-nucleotide messenger RNA. It is a transcript of the gene mst, whose product is annotated as protein misato. The transcript has 5 exons. Gene Ontology annotation, biological process: mitochondrion distribution. Lineage: Eukaryota; Metazoa; Arthropoda; Insecta; Hymenoptera; Diprionidae. The record is from RefSeq and is a predicted model, not a curated record. Gene Ontology annotation, cellular component: cytoplasm. Bases 100 to 1722 code for a protein of 540 amino acids.
CUGUGUUUUUCUAUGAAAAGCACACAAUUUCGAGUCACAACGUUGAAUUAUUAUUAUUAUACUAGAUUUAGUAAAGUAGUAUAACAUAUCAUAGCAGAUAUGCCGACUAGAGAAGUGUUGACUCUCCAGUUCGGACAUUACUCGAAUUUCAUUGGAACGCACUGGUGGAACAUACAGGAAUCGUCUUUUUCCUACGCACCCAAUCAGCAUUCGGAAAUAAAUCAUGAUGUUUUGUAUAGAGAAGGUGAAACAUCAAGGAAAGAGACGACGUUUACACCCAGGCUUCUGUUAGUCGAUCUAAAAGGUAGUGUCGGUCAUUUGACUGAACACGGAAAUUUGUACGGAGCAGUAGAAAAUUCCUUACCUUCGCACAGUGACUUGUGGGAUUUUGAAAAUAUUCAAGUUACAACUGAGCCAGUAGUGAAUAAAGCUCCAUUCAUUCAGAGUUUGGAGAAAGGGCCUACAGAAGGAGGAGAUGCAGUGUUUAAUUUCGAAAACGACGUUACAGUAUGGGCUGAUUAUCUGGUCCCACGUUUCCAUCCAAGGACUGUGAACAUUGUUCGCGACUACGAACAUCAAUCCUUGGAUCAGCCUUUCAACGUAUUUCAUUAUGGUUGUCUUCUGUGGAAAACUGACCAGUUCCAAGAGGAAUUUUCAAACAAAAUAAGAGCCUAUGCUGAAGAAUGCGAUUUCAUGCAAGGCUUUCAGAUUAUUCUAGAUUCUACAAACGGAUUCUCUGGCCUUGGUUCAUCCUGCAUCCAGCACUUACAGGAUGAAUAUGGGAAAAGUAUAAUAGCCUUUCCCGUUAUCGAUGGAAAGAAUUCUAAGAGGUCGCUUAACGACCUAUUCAAAGUAUUGAACACAGCUUUGUGCUACCAAAGUAUAGGAGAACAUUCCUCUUUAUUCAGCCCACUUUGUGUGGGACAAAAUGCUUGGCCUCAGGCCGGUGCUUGCCGUCAAUUUAAUCAUCUAACGUACAAUUCAGACUUGGAUUAUCACAGCAGCUCGCUACUUGCAACUGCAUUAGAUACAAUAAGUCUGAGAUAUAGGCAGAAAGAAUUUUCUACUUCAGCACUGUCAGACCUAUGUGCGGAUCUGAACAAACUUGGUAGAAGAGCAGCAGCUACCAGUUUAAGCCUUCCAUUUCCCAUGACUGCUGGUAAAGAUCUAAUCGACGUUUUGGAUGAUCAUGAAGGCCCUUUGUGGACUAGUUUAACUCCUAGUUGUGACAUAUCAAUGGAUAAGAGUAUGCAAAGUCUUGUACUCAGAGGGAUAAGCGAGGAAAGAUUAAAGAGACUGCCACACGAAGCAAAACUACAGCAGAGGAAAGCUGCUUACAGUUGUUCAAGCGUACACGAAAUGAUGACACUUUAUCUGGCUUGUUCAUGUCACGCUACUGCUACUCAUUUAACCAAUCUCAAAGCACCUUUGACCAUCAAAGAACCAUAUCCUAAUAUUUUCAACAACAAUAUUCACCAGAACGGGGACAUUUCACCUUGGCCAGUUGGAGAAGAAGUUAAAUCCGUUCCUAUAUUGGCUGGACUACACAGCGGAUCCGGUCUUUCACAUAUGUUCGAUUCGCUUCACUCUCAAGCGAGUAGCAUAAAAAGUAUAAGUAAACUUCGGGGUUUCAAAGAUUCGGGAUUUGAACAAGAUGAACUUGUCGAAUGUCUUGAUCAACUGCUUACGUACAAAGAAGCCUACGAAGAUCAUUACGAAUGAGUUGUACUCUGUAUUUUCAUUAACCCACUGCUUUGGAGUUAUGCAAAAAUUUGAAAAUUUGAGGCUAUUAAUUGUCGCCUAAAUGUUGUUCAAUAAACCGUCGUUAGUAUUUAUUAAAUAAUUAUAUUUUUACUUUAUAUUACAUUUUUUACUCGCUGCUAGACGCUUACCGAUAAUAAAACGUGCUUUUUA